Messenger RNA from Volvox carteri f. nagariensis, 939 nucleotides. RefSeq lists its product as uncharacterized. The record is from RefSeq and is a predicted model, not a curated record. Bases 1 to 939 code for a protein of 312 amino acids. Gene Ontology annotation, molecular function: mismatch base pair DNA N-glycosylase activity. The transcript has 7 exons. Gene Ontology annotation, biological process: base-excision repair, AP site formation. NCBI's taxonomy places the organism in Eukaryota, Viridiplantae, Chlorophyta, Chlorophyceae, Chlamydomonadales, Volvocaceae.
AUGUCUGAUUCGCCUGUAUCAAGUGCAUUUGAGGCGUUGCCGCCGCCAUCCAGCCCUGACGCGUCGCUUGCCUUGUUCACCAGGACCUCCAACCCGUCCCCUCCUGCUGCUGCUGCUGCUGCUGCUGCUGCCCCUGGCAACCCCGGCGGGGGCCCAGCCACGGCGGCGGCGGCGGCCUCGAAACCCCCUCCCCCUUCCCCGCUUACUCCUCGCGGUGUGCCUGAGAAGCUCGGUGACCAGCCUCUGCGGCUCAUCAUCGUGGGUCAUAACCCCAGCGCACACGCCUGGCAGUCGGGGCAUUACUACUCCAACCCCUCCAACCACAUGUGGCGACUGCUGGUGGCAACCGGGAUAGCCCCGUCCUGGGUUCGCGGCGCCCAGGACGAUGACCGGCUGCCUGGGGCGGUCGGGGUUGGGUUUCUGGAUGUGGGUUGUGGGCAUCCGGGGACUGAUAGUUCUUCCUUCAAGAGUGAGGUGUUUCUGUCUUGGAGCCGGGCCUUCUACACCAGGUUGAGGGACCACAUGGCGCGUGCGGCAGCAAGCAUCGGCUGCACCUGCGGGUGCUGCGGAGCCCCCUGCUUCGUGGCCUUCAGCGGCAAGAGGCAGUUCCUGGAGCUCCUCAAUGUGGAUAGGGCCCCCCGGGACCGGGUCAAGACUGUGGAGCACGGCCCGCAGGUGCUGCUUCCUCGCGAGUGGCCCUUCCCUCGCACGCGCACGGCUGUCUGGGUGUGCAGCAGCACUUCGGGAGCAGCUGCCCUGACCAGGCAGCAGCGGGAGGAGCCGUACAGGCAGCUGGCGGAGAAGCUCAAGGGGGUGCCGUGGCCGCGGAAGGGGGCGAGGCGGUGCUGCGGGGGGGUCCAGGGGGAGGGCGAGGAGGAGGCGGAGGAGGGCGGUGCGGCGAUGAUGCCCAAGGGGGCGGUGGUUUUCGUGAAUAUAUGA